This is a messenger RNA of Setaria italica (foxtail millet), 1480 nucleotides long. RefSeq names its product PTI1-like tyrosine-protein kinase At3g15890. Gene Ontology annotation, cellular component: plasma membrane. Gene Ontology annotation, biological process: protein phosphorylation. The record is from RefSeq and is a predicted model, not a curated record. Gene Ontology annotation, molecular function: protein kinase activity; ATP binding. The coding region runs from base 1 to 1125 and encodes 374 amino acids. The transcript is spliced from 4 exons. NCBI's taxonomy places the organism in Eukaryota, Viridiplantae, Streptophyta, Magnoliopsida, Poales, Poaceae.
AUGGGGUGGGCUUCCUGCUGCAAGCGGUCGGACGGGGCCGAACCGGGUAGGAAGAAGAAGAAGAAGGACACAGCAUGGCGGGUUUUCUCGCUGAAGGAACUCCAGUUGGCGACGAACAAUUUUAAUUACGAUAACAAGCUUGGCGAGGGUGGGUUCGGCAGCGUCUACUGGGGCCAGCUCUGGGACGGAUCACAGAUUGCAGUAAAAAGGCUCAAGAGUUGGAGCAACAAGGCUGAAACUGAAUUUGCUGUCGAGGUGAAGAUUUUGGCACAAGUGAGGCACAAAAGCCUUUUGAGCUUGCGUGGAUAUUGUUCUGAAGGCCAAGAACGGUUGAUAGUCUAUGAUUAUAUGCCAAACCUGAGCAUACAUUCUCAACUUCAUGGACAGCAUGCAGCCGAAUGCAAUCUGGGUUGGGAAAGAAGAAUGAAGAUUGCCAUAGAUUCUGCAGAAGGGAUCGCUUAUCUUCAUCACUAUGCAACACCGCACAUCAUUCACAGAGAUGUCAAGGCAAGCAAUGUCCUCCUAGACUCAAAUUUCCAAGCUCGGGUCGCUGAUUUCGGGUUCGCUAAGCUCAUUCCAGAUGGUGCAACACAUGUCACCACAAAGGUAAAAGGCACACUGGGUUACCUUGCACCAGAGUAUGCGAUGCUUGGGAAGGCCUCCGAAAGCUGCGACGUCUUCAGCUUUGGAAUCAUGCUCCUAGAGCUCGCCAGCGGGAAGAAGCCAGUCGAAAAGCUAAACCCCACCACAAAAAGAACCAUAGCCGAGUGGGCUCUUCCUCUAGCUCGCGACAAAAAGUUCAAGGAAAUCGCCGAUCCAAAGCUCAAUGGUAACUUCAUCGAGGAUGAGCUGAAGCGAAUGGUGCUUGUGGGACUCGCAUGUUCUCAGAACAAGCCAGAGCAGAGACCGAUAAUGUCUGAAGUUGUUGAGUUGCUCAAAGGAGAAUCUGCCGAGAAGUUGUCCAACCUGGAGAAUGAUGAGCUGUUCAAGCCUGAACAGACCAGCUCGUUCCAGGGCUCAUCCGGGCCUGAUAGCUCGGAUUGCAUCACCGAGGAGAAGAGCUCCAAAGCAGAUGCCAUAGAGGCAGCAGUUGAUUCAAGUGAGACAGUUCCCUCGGCAAGGUAGUAGAUGCAUAGAGUGGUAUUGUCAGCAGGCGUCCUGAGCUCCCUGCCUGGGAGAAAUGUUUUUUUAUAUGAGUGCAUCUUUAUUACUAGGAGGUUAAUUUGGGUGCUUCCUUGCCAGUUCACAGAUAUGCUUAUCUGCGUACUGUCAAUUUGUGUUGGUAUGGUUUUCCUAUGGCUUGUAAAAUUCUGUACAUCUGGGGCUGAUUCUGACAGUAACAAACUGUUCACUGUACUGUCGUUAGCGUUUAGCUACCUCAAUCCAUGAAUGAUUUGUGUGCCACUGCCAAUCCGUAAUUCAUCAGGUUAUUUGGUACUUCCAAGGCAUUCAUAUGUAAGGGAAAAAGUUUGAACUUUCA